AUGGGAGCCGGCGGGCUGUGGGUACGGGCGGCGCACACAGCCCUCAGCGGGGGCUUAACGCUGGGGCUCUUCCUGCACCGCACAGAUCUGCAAAAGCAAGAGGAGCGUGGAGAGCUGCUGCAGCCACUGAUCUUCGUCUUGCUGGUUUUGUGCUCUGUCCUGCUGUACUUUAAGGUGUCUCUCAUGGAUCCGGGUUUUGUUAAGUCUGAAGAGGAAGAGAAGGCAGGCAAGAAUGAAGAACAAAGCAUGGUGAUAGACCAAGUUCCAAGUAAUAUUAAGAUGCGGCGUUGUGGUUACUGCAUGGUGAAGCAACCAAUGCGAGCCAAGCACUGCCAGCUGUGCCAACACUGCGUACGGCGUUACGACCAUCACUGUCCCUGGAUUGAGAACUGCGUAGGAGAGAAGAAUCACCCCCUCUUCAUAGUCUACUUGAGCGUGCAGCUUAUAGUUCUGCUGUGGGGAGGUCACGUUGCUUGGUCAGGCCUCUACUUCGAACAGUCCUGGGACUGGCUGCAGCACAACGUUUUCCUCCUCAUGUCCUUCUUCCUGAUAGUCAUAUUCACCAUUGUUGUCCUGCUGCUGCUGAUUUCACACCUCUAUCUGAUCUCAUGCAACACCACCACCUGGGAAUUCAUGUCACAUCACCGCAUCUCCUACCUGCGACACUCUGAGUUGGAGAACCCCUUUGACCAAGGGGUAGUCCUCAAUCUCUGGAGAUUCUUCUGUUCAUGCCACCUCACUGCAUGGGAGAAAAUCUACUUUCACAGGAACAAUGAGCCUGUCUAGUCACAGCAAUACCUACCUGGUAGAGUGCCAACACAUCUGCAGGUUGCUGGGUAAAGCUUUGCUAAUGCGAUUGCCGCCGUUUCCUUGCACGAAACUUUAGUACAUCAUGAACUAUGCAACCUGUUCAUCCUGCAAAUUACAUUUCAAGGAUAGUCAGGGUUAUUUUUUAUAUAUGAAUAACACUGUUAAAGGGGAGACACUGGUUCUGGGAAGGCCAGCAGAGCUGAUUUCUGGACUGAGCAAAGGUGUCUCUCUAAAUUUACUUCCUUUUGUUAACUG
Molecule: messenger RNA, 1065 nt
Organism: Gymnogyps californianus (California condor)
Lineage: Eukaryota; Metazoa; Chordata; Aves; Accipitriformes; Cathartidae
Gene: ZDHHC12
Product: zinc finger DHHC-type palmitoyltransferase 12
Exons: 5
Coding region: 1-786 (261 amino acids)
Biological process (GO): protein targeting to membrane; peptidyl-L-cysteine S-palmitoylation
Cellular component (GO): Golgi apparatus; endoplasmic reticulum
Molecular function (GO): protein-cysteine S-palmitoyltransferase activity
Source: RefSeq, a predicted model, not a curated record